AUGGGAAAUGUUGAUCAUAUACCACAGCAACGCGUCUGGACGCGAAAUCUUUUUGUAAUCUUCGCUUCUUUAUUACUAUUCUUUAAUACCUUAUCUCUAUUGCCAUGGGGAAUAUAUCAUGCUCGAUCACUUCUUUAUACCGAUAAUCAUUCUACCUCACAGUUUUCUUCCAGUCUUGCUUCUCUCGAAACUGUGGAUGUUGGACAAUUGCAAGGAGGGGAAGAUAUUGCAUCAGUACUCAAGGCGGCCGCGGAUAUUCUGGGUGCAGUAAGCGCACAACAUCAUCUUACUUCUUUACAAGCUCUGAGCAAUGAUUUGCAUAAGUUGGCUGUGGAUACACAUCAAGCACAGAGCGGGAACAGUUUGAAAACUCGAGGACUUUUCGAUGGGUUUGCUUCAAUAUUAACAGGCGGCGCAGCAGGAGGAGCGGGAGGGGCAGCGGGCGCUGAUGGAGCGAAAGCGGCUACGGGAGGAGGUGGCCUCACGGGAAUUUUCGAGACACUCGGUGGAAAACUUCUUGAUGUUACUGCUGAUUCUUUGGCCACGCCGGCAGGAUUCUUGGGUGAUGGUGUUGGAAGAGGUGCUACGACUGGUCUUAAAAUUAAUAAUGGAGUCAAACAAACCACUGCAGAAAAGCCAUCUGGCGUCAACGCUAUCGCAGCAAAUCUAGGAUUCGGAGCUUCUAAUGCUCUCACGGGAACUUUAAACACAUCCUCAUUCCUCGCUGGUGCAGGAGCCGCUUCUUCCGCUCUAGGCACGGGUCUCGGAGGAGGAACUGCCAGCGGAUUGGGUCUGAAUAAAUCAGCUGUUGUUGCGCCUAAUGGGACUGGUAUCCCUUUGAUUGCUGGGAAUCUUGGAAAUGGGCUUACUCAAUCGCUUUUCUCGAAUAUCGAUAUGUCGAAAUUGAUGACGGGUUUGCCGAGCUCAGGUCUUAACGUUAAUGAGAUUGCAUACGGAUUCACCAAAUCCCUCUCAAGUUCCUUCCUUGGCGCCGUCGAUGUCAAGAAGCUAACUUCCCAAGCCAUGUCCGGAUCCAAUCUUACCAGUAUGGUUGGACCUACUCUUGUAGGAGCUGGAUCUGGACUGGGUGCCGGCGCAGCGCAAGGUCUCGGGCUCUCUAAUGCAGCUGUGGCUCCUAGUACUGGAGCUGAUGCUGCAGCGCCAGAAGUGGCUCAUAAUUUUGCAUACGAACUCACGACUAGUUUCCUCGCAAAUGGAACGCUCUCGUCCUUGCAAUCGAAACUUAUGAGUGCCAUGUCUAUGACUAAUAUUUCUGCUAUGCUGGGCCCGGCAGCGCAAGGAGCGGGUAGUGGUAUUGGACAAGGUGCUGCCGUGGGUCUGGGCCUGCAGGAUCCUUCGACGGCACAGAGUCCCAUGGGUGGAGAUGUAGCGAUGGUUGCGAGAGAUUUCUCAUAUGGCCUUACGAGUAAUUUCCUAGCUAAUGGUACGGUUUCGCGUCUUCAAGCGAAAGCGGCUGCGCUUCUUGGUGGAGGGUCGAAUUCUUCUUCCGGGGCAAUGAUGUCGGCUUUACAAAAAAUAUCUGUUUCGAAAGCAGCUGAGGGUCUCGCAAGAGGUCUUGUCGAUGGUGCGGGUCAAAGUGUUGCGAAUAUGGGAGGUUUUCAGGCGAUUCUCAAUGGAGCCAAUUCUUCUGAAGUGAUGAUGCAAGCUGCAGUGCCGAUUUUCAAAUCGGAUGAUUUCAAUGAUACGACGGGUGGAGUAGCAACAUCUUUUGGACAGGGAUUGGGUGGUCAGGGUGUGACGUUGAUUGCGCAAAUGUUGGGAAUGAGUAUGUCGCUCUCUUCCAACGGUUCAUUAACACCAACCACUCUUGGAAACAACACCACGACUCCCGCAUCGUUCUCCUCUCCCGAAACACCCGCAAACAAUCUCUCUACUCCAGCCAUCCGAGCUCGCUCCUACAGAUCCUCCUCCUCCAUCAUCCGCAAAUCCGCCCCCAUAACAUCUCCAUUCCCCAAACUCAACCCCGCCCUCCACAAACGCGUCGACGACCCCACAAAUCUCAACAUCUCCGAUAUCACCAGCGGUCUCCUCACCGGCGUCAACGUCACCUCUCUCGAUGUACUUUUGCAAAAAGGAGUCGAUACACUCACAUGCCAAGGCAUCGGGGGUUUUGUCGAGAUUUUCCAGGGCCUAAAAGCAAGUGGGAGUAUUCCAGCUACGGGGGGAAGCGUCAUGUUACCUAAUGCGACAUUUACGGUUACGAGUCAGGGAAAUGAGUUUUUGAUUAAUCCGGCGACGCAAGUGACUUUGGUGAACGGGAUUGGGAUUAGUCGGUUGACGAUUUUGAUUGUAGCGCAUGCAUUCCUCCUCAUCCUCGCCUACUUCCUCGCCAUCCCCCUCGCUCUCCUCCUCACCUCCGGCCACGAAAUCGCAACCAUGCUUUCUCUCCCCCACAUCUGGGCUUCUGCCUCAAAGACCCGUUUCCGCAUCUGGAUCUUCGCCGUCCUGCCUCUCUCUCUCGGCGGCGGUAUUCUCGGGAUUCUUCUCCUCGGCUCCGCAUCCCAUGGUACCACAUUCCACGGACUUCUCGGAUUCGGUGUGCUCGUUUUGACGAUGUUGGCGUUUGUGCUGGAGAUGAAAUUUCUCCCCGGAAUAGAGAAAUUGAAAUUGUUGAGGGGAAUAGUAUUGAGUGUUUUGUUGGCCGGGGCAAAUGCGGCGUUUGUAACGGGGUUUGUGGAUAUUCAGCGGAUUAGUUUGUGUACGGUACGCUUGCCGGAUCAGGUGUUGAUUGGGGCGGCGAUGAAUGCGGCGAGUUUGUUUACGACUGGGACCACGGUGGUGGCGGUGAAAAUGAGGUUGGAGAAGUGGGUGGGGAGGAAGAAGGGGGGUGCGGGUGCGAAUGUGGAUGGGGGAGUGAAUGAUAUGGAAAAGAGUGGGUUUGAGGUGGAUGAGAAGGAGAAGGUUAGUUUGAAGGAGAGGAUUAGGGGGUUGAGGGGGUAG
Molecule: messenger RNA, 2961 nt
Organism: Botrytis fragariae
Lineage: Eukaryota; Fungi; Ascomycota; Leotiomycetes; Helotiales; Sclerotiniaceae
Exons: 4
Coding region: 1-2961 (986 amino acids)
Source: RefSeq, a predicted model, not a curated record